Dermochelys coriacea (leatherback sea turtle) is the source of this 324-nucleotide messenger RNA. RefSeq names its product serum amyloid A protein-like. Gene Ontology annotation, cellular component: extracellular region. Lineage: Eukaryota; Metazoa; Chordata; Testudines; Dermochelyidae. The record is from RefSeq and is a predicted model, not a curated record. The coding region runs from base 1 to 246 and encodes 81 amino acids. The transcript is spliced from 2 exons.
AUGCGGGAGGCGAAUUAUAAAAUGCAGAUAAAUAUUUCCAGCCGUGGGAAUUAUGAUGCUGCCCAAAGAGGGCCUGGCGGUAAAUGGGCAGCAGAAGUUAUUAGUGAUGCUAGGGAAGGUUGGCAGAGUGACGUUAGUGGCAGAGGAGCCGAAGACACACGUCAAGACCAGGAGGCAAAUGCAUGGGGCAGAAUUGGAGGAGACCCAAACCGCUACAGACCAGAGGGCCUUCCCUCGAAAUACUAAUGCAACCUGUAAUACUUUACAAUGGUUUCAUUUUUCUACCAGCUGUGCAAAACCACAAUAAAUAAAACCUUAAAUUUC